AUGGACUUUAGUUCCUUUAAUCUUGAAGAUACAAGUGAUAUCUUUAAACAAAACUACCAAAUUCAAAACCACUAUGACAGCAACAAUAACAACAAUAACAACAAUAACAAUUUGAAUAAUAAUUCAACUGGUUUCUUUAACUUUAUAGGCAACACUACACACUAUGAAAACAAUAGUACACAAGCAUAUACAAUGCCUCAACUAAGUCCUGAUGGGCAUGAAGAAAGCUAUACAAACAGUAGUGUUUUAUCAGGACAUAAUCCUGAAUUUAACAUGUCACCACUACAAAUUGCUUCUCAACCGCCUACUUCUAACAGUAUGAUCCACACCUAUCAAACGCCUAUUCAACACGCUACAGAAGAUUAUAUAGAUGAAGAAGAAUUCUUUACACCCUUAGUAUCCCCUGCUAUGGCACCUACCUCGCAUGAUUCUGCUUAUCAAUCCCUGAUGAACCUAAAUGAGAACACAUUUUCACCUCUUUCUUCUCCUGCAUUACAUCCAUCAUCUAACCUAUCUUCCAUGUCGGAUCAAACAACACUUGAACAAAAACUAGCAUUUAUUGAAAGACAGCAACAACAACUCCGUAACAUGCACAACCAAUUACGGCCUACAACCAAAGCAUCCCCCAUCUUGAAUACUAAAAAGCAUUACAACACAAGAUGGCAAGUCCACAAAUACAGCCUGUUCAAAGUCCAAGGCCAUUUGUGUCCAUUGGCAUUGACACCUCAUACAUCCUUUGUCAAUCAAUCCCCUCUAAAAUCAAAUACAAACAAUGGAUUUAUUGCGCCUGCAACACCUUCCUUAUUAAUGAAACUAGGUGGUAGCAGUGGCAAUUCGUCAAGUGUGCCUACAUCGACAGUAUCUUCUGUUGUGGAUAAUAUGCCUGUUCUUCCUGCUGCUAUCUUACCUCCUGAAGAAAAAAAGAAACCAGACAAGAAACGUCGCCGGGUCUCCAAUUUCUCUUCGCCUGGAUUAUCGCCUAGUACAGACAUGACUUCACCUGCUAUACGUCCAUUGGUUCAACAGUCACCAAGAGCAUUGAAGCCUUUGAUUUCACCUUCCCUUAAGCCAGAUGGGAAACGUCUUUCUAUCAUUGAAGAAGAAACAGCACGCGCACUCUUGACCAGUAAAUCCAAUUAUGAAAACCUGAAAGAAGGAAAAGCCAAAAGCCUAGGCAUUGAUUUCUCGACUACAAUUCAAUCUGGUAUUGAAAACCGUCGAUCAGCACAUAAAGCAGCAGAACAAAAACGAAGAGACACACUUAAACAAAGCUUUGAUUCAUUACGUGCUGAAAUCCUGGAGGCCAUGGUGGAAGAAGAAAUGACAGACACAACCAAUGUGGCCGAGCUCAAGAGUGCUAAAGAAAAGGACGUGAAACAGAUGAGUAAAGUGGUCUUGUUACAAUAUUCAUAUGAAUAUAUCCUAAGACUCAAGAAUGAAAAUAAGCGCAAAGACGAAAAGCAACACAAGAUGCGACAAGAGUUAAUCGAGCUAAGAAAGCGACUAGGACUACCCGAAGUGACAGCAGAAGAAAAAGAUGCAGAAGAAAAAGAAAGACAAGAAGAAAGCGAUAGAAAAGAAGCCAGAAUGAAAAGACUAAAAAAUGCUGCUGAUGCUGCUGCCAAUUCGGAUGAAGUUUAG
Molecule: messenger RNA, 1641 nt
Organism: Gilbertella persicaria
Lineage: Eukaryota; Fungi; Mucoromycota; Mucoromycetes; Mucorales; Choanephoraceae
Exons: 3
Coding region: 1-1641 (546 amino acids)
Biological process (GO): positive regulation of transcription by RNA polymerase II
Cellular component (GO): RNA polymerase II transcription regulator complex
Molecular function (GO): protein dimerization activity; DNA-binding transcription factor activity
Source: RefSeq, a predicted model, not a curated record